AUGAUUCAAAACACUAAAUUAUCUAAAAAUUCAUCCAAGUCAAAUUCAUUGUUUUUAUUCGAUACAUUUCAUCAAUAUACUUCAUCUGCAGAAAUGAAACUUGAUUUAUCGCUUUCCCCUACUUACAAAAGUUCUCAGGAUUCCGAAGAUACUACUUUUAAUGCUUUGAAUGUGGAUACAACUCCAAAAACUUUUAUAUCUUCAAGAAAUCAAUUAUCGCCACUUGAUUCAUCUUCGAAUUGUCAAUCAAAAGUGUACCCAAUUUCUCCAAAAGUUCAACCGCAAAUAUUUUCAACAUCCCCCAAUAAUAACAAUGAUAAAACAUUAUUAAAUUCUUUUAAAGAUGAUAAUUUAAAUUCGCUAGUGUCGUCAAUGUCACCAAUGUCUACGAUUUCAAUACCAAAAAUGAAGCAUAAAACAUCUUAUAGUGAUACCAGUAGUAUAACUUUAAUAGAACACACCAAUGAUCCCAAUAUUUUUUGCGAAAAUCCGGAGACCCAAAUAAUUUCUUACUGUGCAAAUUCGCAAAAUAAUACAAAUCAUUUACAAAAACAUUCAUUAAUACCCGAAAGCGUUGAUUAUACAACUCCAUUUAUUUUUCCAUCUGGUGGAUUAGCAGGUCCCUCAAUAUUAAUAUUUGAAGAAAACCCUAUAUUAAAAUUAUCAUUAAAAUCAGAAGAUCCAAUGAUAAAUUAUUUAUCUAAAGCAUUGAUGGAAGCAAUUGAUCAAUCAUUGGAAAACGACAAUGAUUGGGUGACAAGAAGAAUGGAAUGGAUAGAAACAAUUAAAUUAGAAAAAAAGAAACUAGAAAAGCACAAAAAGGAUAAAAUAACAUUAAAGAAACAAAUUGAAUUGUUAAAAUUAGCCAUUGAAAAGAUUAAACGGGAAAAUUUGAUACUACAAAAAGAGUUGGAAAAUGCACAAAUUAAAAUGGAGAUACUUGAAAAAGAGAAAAUCCGAAAUGAAGAACAAUGGAAUAGUAUUGUCACAGCGUCAAUAGCAACAUUGGUUAGCAUCGGAAUAGUUGCUGCACCAGUAAUAAGAAAAUUGUAUUUUAAAUAA
Messenger RNA from Diversispora eburnea, 1062 nucleotides. NCBI's taxonomy places the organism in Eukaryota, Fungi, Glomeromycota, Glomeromycetes, Diversisporales, Diversisporaceae. The record is from the annotation of a GenBank genome assembly.